Molecule: messenger RNA, 3159 nt
Organism: Labrus bergylta (ballan wrasse)
Lineage: Eukaryota; Metazoa; Chordata; Actinopteri; Labriformes; Labridae
Gene: rab4a
Product: RAB4a, member RAS oncogene family
Biological process (GO): vesicle-mediated transport; regulation of endocytosis; Rab protein signal transduction
Cellular component (GO): insulin-responsive compartment; plasma membrane; recycling endosome
Molecular function (GO): GTPase activity; GTP binding
Source: RefSeq, a predicted model, not a curated record
GCAAAAUCAGCUGUAGUCCGCGGAAACCACCAACAGGAAUAUUUUCCUGUACUUAGCUAGCUAUCCAUCUGUCAAAUAGUUUUCCUCCCCUUUCUCCUCUUUGCUGUCAGAGCGCCAGGCUGGCGAUGUCGGAGUCAUACGAUUUCCUGUUUAAGUUCCUGGUGAUUGGGAACGCUGGAACAGGCAAAUCCUGUCUGCUGCACCAGUUCAUAGAGAAGAGAUUCAAAGAUGAAUCCAACCACACGAUUGGAGUGGAGUUUGGCUCCAAGAUCAUCAACGUGGUCAACAAAAUGGUCAAACUUCAGAUUUGGGACACAGCAGGACAAGAACGGUUCAGGUCUGUGACCAGGAGUUACUACAGAGGAGCAGCAGGUGCCCUGCUGGUGUAUGACAUUACCAGUCGAGAGACAUACAACGCUCUGACCACAUGGCUGAGCGAUGCCCGGAUGCUCGCCAGUCAGAACAUUGUCAUAAUCUUGUGUGGAAACAAGAAGGACCUGGACGCUGAUAGGGAGGUCACAUUCCUGGAGGCGUCACGCUUCGCACAGGAGAACGAGCUGAUGUUCCUGGAGACCAGCGCUCUGACAGGGGAGAACGUUGAAGAGGCCUUUGUGCAGUGUGCUCGCAAAAUCCUCAACAAGAUAGAGUCAGGUGAACUGGAUCCAGAGAGGAUGGGUUCAGGUAUCCAAUAUGGGGACGCUGCGUUACGACAGCUCCGUUCUCCUCGCCGUGCUCAGCCACAGGGCACCCAGGAGUGUGGCUGCUAGUGGAGGCGCUCAGUAUCAUACACAGACAAAGUGUUUCAGACAGGUUUGUGAAGACCAGAAGGGGAUCAGCCUCGGGGUGUGGGGGGACCCUCACAGUCCAGGGUUCAGGUGGCUGUUCUGGUGACUCCUCUCCGACCCUCGAUUUGGCCUUUACACCAAAUCUUCACACUCUUCAGCGCCUUCUGAACCCUUGUUGUCACAGCUUCACCUGCAAAGAGCCAAACAGACUCCCCAACUUUAACCCCCUCCUCAGAACUUUGAGCAUCUCCAUCGUAACCACGGGCAGCCCACCUUCCAACAUUCUGUUCCACGAUUGGACCAAACCCUCUACAAGCCCUCCAAUCAGGAAGUGAACUACUAACAUGUCUUUUAUCCUGCACGUACCCCUGCUAACGUCAUACCAAAGUCCAUUCUUGUUUUCUCAUGUGGAACAGCACCAACUUGUCCCUAUUACCAACCGUUUGGAAAGUUUGCUCUCUUUCUUUGUCAAAUUAGGCAAACAAGAUCACUCCGGCUCAUUAGUUUGGUAUAAAGGUUUCACCAGAUUAUUUUUGGAUCUUGGAGGGAGUCAUGCCAUCUCCCUUUUCUUCUCAUCUGUGAAGUUACCAUGAAAUCAAAAUAGUUUUAAUCCAAUAUGUCUUUUACUGCCGAUAUCGAACCGAACAAAGAUCAAAUGAUGUUUGUCGGUAAUCUUCAGAAAUCUUGUCAUAUCCUUCAAAGUUACAUAAAAGGUUUAUGGCGCAUGCACUCUGAGGUUUUUAGUAAUCCAAUGAGUUAUAGUUGAUUAGAAGUUCCUAGUUAAUGAGAAGAAUCCAAUAGAAAGCUUUCUCAAAGUUGUACGUCCUUCCUCCAUGACAACAGGAACUGUGAGUUAUCAUCAUCUCUGUUUUGUUUGAAUGCUCCCACAUUGAGUGUGAUUGUAGACUUUAUUGUAGACACCCUGUGUUUUAAAGUGAACACCUUCAUUUGCUAAAUCAGCAGAUAGCAGAUUCAUGGAAGCUUAUGCAAAGCUAAGCAAAUAGCCUCCAGGCUCUAGCUAGACCUCAGCUAAAGCUUUGGAAUACAAUUAUCCCAAAUUGUUGACAAGUUAACCACCUUCAUGUUUUAAACCCCUGAAGCAUCAGUCAGUGAGCUGAUUUUCCCAUCACAUGUACAACACUCAUAGUACAGACCACCCUCACAUUUUGCACUCCCUGUUUGCUUAAAUCAUUCCUUUUUUUUUUUUUACGCACUUUCUCUCCAUGUAAAGUGAGCCCAGGCGAGCAGAUGCAAAGUUACACUUAACACACUGCACUCCUCCACCUCCAUCCCUUUCUUUCUUUUAUUCUUAACAUGCAACCAUCCUCUCUGUUACUUGCCUGCACCUCAACCCACCUGUCCACCCUACAGCACCCUACACACUGUACAGUGUUUUUUCUGUAUAUAGAGAUUGACGCAUGUUUUCUCAAACAGAGUAUUUCAUUUUCAAGAGAUAUUAUAUGUAUAUUAAAGUAGAACUCAUAUCCAGCGUCUGUUUCAUGCUCCAUUGUAUUCUUAUCAUGUAAAGCUACUAUACACUGGUGAUGUGUGAGCAGUUCGGAUGGGCUGUACCGUUUGCUGCAAUGAUGUUUAUUUGUAAAUGACACAAGAUUAUGUGGAUUACAUUAUGGACUAUUACAUUAAUGUGAGAAAAUGCUGUGUCAUCAUUGUUUAAGCCCAUAGAUUUAAAACAAAACUGACAAACAGAGGCAACCUGAAAUAUAUUCAGAGCAUACAUUUGGAUUUCAUUUGAAAGCAGUGUGAGAGAUAUGUAUGGUUUUUUAGUCGACACAUGAAGCUUCAGUUAAAUGAUUGAUCUGACAGUGGGACACACUUCUUUAUCUGAGGGAGUUUCCAGUCAUGACUCUGGUCUUACAUUUCUAAAUGUCGCCUGUUUACACAAGUACCUCAGUGACUGUGGUGUAAUACCAACUGUAUGCAUUUCAAGUUUUAGCGACUGUAUGAAACGAUCUGAUGUGCGUUUGUAUUUUUUUUUCUUUAAAGAUCCUCGAUGUCCUCAGUUUGAAUCAGUUUGAAUCAUUCAUGGUAAAAAUGACAUUAAAGGUUGUGUUGUGCAGUGCUUGAAUGAAACAUGACAUGCCGUUAAUGUUUUUACUCCCUCUGCCUCAAAAUUCUGAAUUCAUCUUUUCAUUGAAGCACACGUCAGUCUUCAGAAGCUUUUCACAUCAGAUUGAAAGUGAGAGGUCGAAAGGGGCUCUGGCUGUUACAUGUCAGGUGGCUGUCUUGUGUUUACGUCCUCUGUUUAUAUUGAUGUAUGUCUGGUUUUCUCUUGUCAUUAUGAAUAUCAUGGAUUUUUAAUUUAUUGAGUAUGAUUAAAGCAUAUGUUUUUAGAAUAAAACAAAUUCUACAGAUA